Molecule: messenger RNA, 3882 nt
Organism: Anguilla anguilla (European eel)
Lineage: Eukaryota; Metazoa; Chordata; Actinopteri; Anguilliformes; Anguillidae
Product: prostaglandin E synthase 2-like
Exons: 7
Coding region: 15-1274 (419 amino acids)
Cellular component (GO): mitochondrion
Molecular function (GO): prostaglandin-E synthase activity
Source: RefSeq, a predicted model, not a curated record
UGAACAUCUUCCACAUGCAGUCUCGCCGCUCUCCGGCCCCUUGCUUCCCAAUGCAUUGUGGGAAGUGUUUAUGUAAACCCAACAUGGCAGCGGCCUGCUUGAGAACGUUUGGACAGGUUAGCCGGCUCGUUGUUCGGAUCCGGAACGUUCGAACCAGCGCCGUUGCGGCCCUGAUCCCAGCAGUUUAUAUGCAAGGAACCGGCCGGCUCCACGAUACAAGCGGGUCGGGGCUCAGGACCAAAAUCUUCUCGGCUGCGCCAAGAGGGGGCGGGGGUAGUGCCACAGCAUUUGCUUUCGCGGUGGGAGGUGGAUUCGGAUUGUACCAAAUAAUUAAAUUCUACUUUCAGCACCAUUAUGCCGAGGAAUGUUUAGAUCACACAUUCGACACCGAACUGAAGUUGACGCUCUACCAGUACAAAACUUGCCCAUCCUGUAGCGUAGUGAGAGCGUUCCUGGAAUACCACGGGUUCGAUUACGAAAUUGUGGAAGUCAACCCGAUCUCGCGCCAGGAAAUCGAGUGGUCGACGUACAGAAAUGUACCCAUCCUGGUGGUAGACGGAUCCGAGGCGGUGCAAUUGAACGAUGCGUCUCUAAUUAUCAGUACUCUGAAGACAUACUUAAUUAACAAGAACAAGACUAUCUCCGAUACACUGAUUUACUACCCCGAAUACAAAACGACAAACUCGCUGGGUAACGAGGUGACGGAAUAUUGCAACAAAUACUGGGUUAUGCUGAACGAAAUCAAGGUGGAGGACGUGUACCCGUGCAAGACCACCAGGAAGGAGGAGGUGAGGUGGCGGAUGUGGGCUGAUGAUUGGCUGGUACCCCUCAUCUCCCCGAACAUGUUCCGGAGCCCUGCGGAAGCUCUCGCCUCCUGCGACAACAUUGUGCGCCUGGGAAACUUUGGCCCCAUCGACGGCUUCAUCGCCAGGUACCUGGGGGCCGUCGCUAUGUUCUUCUUCUCCAAGUUCCUCAAGUUCAGACACCGGCUGCAGGACGAUGUGAGGGAGGACUUGUACAAGGCCCUAAACGAGUGGGUGACCGCCAUCGGCAGGAAGAGGAAGUUCAUGGGCGGGCCGCACCCCAACCUUGCUGACCUGGCUGUGUACGGGGUGCUGAGAGUGAUGGAGGGUCUGAAGUCAUUUGACGACAUUAUGGAAAACACCAAGGUGAAGGCCUGGUACCAGCGUGUAGAGAAGGCCAUUCAGCAGCAGCAAGGGCGGAGCCAGCGUUCACAGAGGCCUAGGCCAAUUACGGAGCGCUUCCACCCCUGAUGUGAAAUACACGGAACCAAUCAGCACCCACUCAACCAAAUCUGACAGCGCUGAAGCGACGCACAUUGGUCCUGUUUUUGUUGUUAUUUUUGUUGUUGUCAGGAAACAUUGUUUUAUUGUGUACCACUGUUGAUAAAGAAGACCAAAAAACAGCUGUAUGAUAUAAACAACACAGGUAAUGAGCAGUAUUGUAUGCUCAAAAACUGGGGCAAUUAUAUUCUUUUGUACAAAUACACUUAGAUAUAUAAAAAAAUAUUAUCAAGUAAUCUUUUUCUGGAAAAGAUAGGUGUCAAAAUGAUUGGCAACCCUGCUUUCAGUACUUUGUGCACCCUCCCUUUGCAAAGAUAACACUACUAAGUGGUCUUCUGUAGUGUUUAAUGAGAUUAGUGAUCAUGUUUGGGGGGGGGGGGGGGCGGUUACUGGUCCUCCAUGGGAUUCCCAGGUUUUGGAGCGACCUGUGCUGCUUAUUUUAUAAUGUUUUUGGUCAUCUUUAGCAAGGGUACCUACAUUUUUGGAGGGCUUUGCAUUUGUGUGUUGGGAUGUUGCUUUCCCUUUAUCUUCUAUUUUGCCAGGAAGUGGUGUAGCCCUGUAAAACUGGCUGAGUUGGGUCACUUUAUUAACGACACUUUAUUAACAAAUCACGGUUGUGCAAAUGUGUGGUCUGUUAUGCCAUUUGAGACCAUUCUAUUCUUUUUUUUCCUCUGUGACCUUACAGGACGUUACUGUUUCAUUAAUUAUUCCUCUCGGCUGUUUUACAGUGUUAAUCAUGACUGAAUUUGUGACCUGCUUUGGGGAAGCGAAAAUAUUAUUCUCCUCUUCUCCCCCUCCCAUUGACAGAGUACCCAAGAUCUCAUUUUAGAGCGAGGCUCUUUGAACCCUAAAAGUUGGCAGAGCAGUCAUGUGCCUUUUAAGUUAUAUUAUUUUUUGUACUUAUUUAACCAGGAACACUUUAGUGAGAUCAGAUUAAAAUCACUUGCAAGAGUGACAUGGAAAGACAGUGGCAGGACUUUAAAAUGUCCGCAAACCCAGACCACGUGGUUACAAUAAAAAGCAGAAGCAUCGCAAGCGUUACAGUUUUACAGAGCAGAUCUAAAAAGCAUUCGCAUUUUGUUAUUAAACGUUUUUAAAAAUCAGAUGAGGUGGGAAAGUUAGGGGUUUUUGUUUGAGAUUUAGAGGCCCUGGAGCAUGUUCUCUGAAUGCUGUCCUUUCAUUCCAGUUCUUGGCCUGGAUAGUGAAAGGCACAGCACUGAUUGUGAUAGAAGGUCUGUAGAUCAUUUGGAGGGAACUCGGGUGGAUUGGAUGAAUUCAGUCAGAUGUUUUAUUUUAUUUAACCUUUUUUUAACCAGGAAGUCUCAUUGAGAUAAAAGUAUUUUUUUCAAGAGGGACAUGGCAAAGAUGGCAGCUGUACAUAAAUAAAGUAAAGGUUUAUGACAUGUUAAUGUUGAGGAUGGAAACAGAGCCAGGCAUUAAAUGCCAUAAAUGUCUGGUUUAACUCAACCAGUCAUAUUUAUUUGCAAACUGAGAGCUGAAGCCAAGGACAAUAGGCCUUGAUAUUUGAUUCAGUCUUUGACUGACAGCAUGUUAUGUUAUUAUGUAGCUUAUUAUGUAGCUUAUAAGACCACCGUCUCUGGUAACUUUCAGAAUGACCUAUAAAGCCUGCUGUUCUGGCUUAUGUCCACCAGAUGGUACUGAAGACUAACAUUGCAGCUGUUCUUAAAUAAAAGUGAAAUGUUAAGGAAAAAAGCUUAUACAUAGUCAUGUUGACACCUUCCCCCAAUCCGCUGACACUUGUAGAAAUACAGCGGUGGGCUUGGCGUGUAUUAAUGUACAGUUGAGCACUGCUAUACUUUUACUGAAUUCUGCAGUUCAACUUACCAGUUUAUAGCUUGCUUUGUUCCAUUUGGUCACCUGCCAUUGAAGAAAAUAGUCUUAUGCCUGUUUGUUUAUUGCUUUUUUGUACUUUGCAUAUACGUUUUGCACAGUCUCAUUUAGUGUUAGUGUAGUAAGGGGUUAUUUUUUGUCACCGAUAUACUGAAACCUGUAACCAAGAAGCUGUGUAUAGUAUGGGGUUCACUUCUUGGUCAUCCGUGUUAUGCUGUCAGACUCGGACCUCUUACAGUGCUGCAGUCUUCUGUGCUUUUCUGUACUCAAAUAUGAAAUGGUGCUUUUUUUCAUUUUUUGUGUGGAUUGGGGGGGGGGGGGAGUUACCUCUGAUGCCCCACUUGUGUCUUUCUACCUCCAGACCUUUGUGGUUCAACAAUGAAGUUAGUUUAUAAAUGGACAUUGCUUCUUCUGAAGGAGAUCUGGAUGGACAUCAACCUGACAUGCUGCAGACAGUCUCUCCAUCUGUUUGUCUGUCUGUCUAGUUUUUCUUCUGGCCGUGGUCCUUGGAGCAGCACAGGGUGCAGAGUUGGGUGUGUGCAAAACCACUAUGGAGAGGUUGUUGUGAAGCAAACCAAGAUGGCCUGUGUGUCAGAACAGUGUUCUCCGGAAGAUGGCACUUAAAUGGCCCUUAUAUUAUUGCAAAUUAUUAGUAAGGACAUUUUUAUCAUUCACAUUGAAAAACAAAGGAAAUUGCUCAAUAAAGUGAUUAAACACUAUCAGCCCA